ACCCCCUCGCAUUCCCUGUACGAAAGUUCAGCCCCGGGCGUGGGCCCCACCGCGUGUACCACCAGUAGUACUCUAGUCUCCCAGUCCAUCGACAGGCAGUCGGCAGCAGACUCGUCGGUCGCCAGCCACUGACUGACCCAGACAAAGCUCCCCCCACCACCGCUCCCGUCCCGUCCCGCUUCGCGCCUCGACAGGUCCAGGCCCUGGUCCUCGUCGGCGACUGGCCGGAGAUGGGCUUCCUCCGCCGCUCCGCCACCACCGCCGUCCUCUUCGCUCUCCACCUCCUCCUCCUCGCCACCGCCUCCGUCGCGUCCUCGCCGUCAUCCUCCCUGCCGGAGCAGCAGGACGACGACGUGCAGGCGCUGCUCCACCUCAAGCGCGGCCUCGCCUCCGGCGCCGACGCUCCUCUCCGGCAGUGGUCGCUGGAGUCCGGCGCCCACCACUGCUCCUGGCCGGGGGUCACCUGCGACGCGCGGUCCGGCCGCGUCGUGGCCCUCGCCCUCGCGCUCGGCGGUCGCCUCGGCGGGGAGCUGUCCCCGGCGGUCGCUCGCCUCACCGAGCUCAGAGCGCUGUCCUUCCCCUCGGCCGGGCUCGGCGGCGAGAUUCCCCCGCAGCUCUGGCGGCUGGGGCGCCUGCAGGCGCUCAACCUCGCCGGCAACUCUCUCCGCGGCCGCCUGCCGGCCACCUUCCCGGAGGGGCUCAAAAGCUUGGACCUUUCCGGGAACCGGCUGAGCGGGGGAAUCCCGCCGGGUCUGGGGAGCUGCGCGACGCUCCGGCGCCUGCGCCUGUCCUCCAACUGGUUGGCUGGAACCAUCCCGCCGCGGAUCGGGGAGCUCGCGCGGCUCCGCGUUCUGGACCUGUCCGGGAACCGGCUCACCGGCGGCGUGCCGCCGGAGCUCCUCCAUUGCAGGGGCCUCGUCAGGAUGGAUCUCAGCAGGAACUUGCUCCACGGCCGGCUGCCCUCGGGCCUCGCGCAGCUCAAGAACCUGAGGUUUCUCUCCCUCUCCGGCAACAAUUUCAGCGGCGAGAUACCUUCCGGUUUGGGCCAGCUGGGGUCGCUGGAAUUUCUUAAUCUGUCCAACAAUUCUCUAUCAAGGGAGGUUCCUGCUGAUCUUGUGGCACUGCGAAAUCGCACUGUCUUACUGCUUGGCAACAACAAACUAUCUGGGGAGGAGGAGAUAACUGCUGCUGCUCCCGGCUCACCAGUUCAUGUAGUUACUGCUCAUUCAGUUACAGGUGAACUGUUUCCUGUUUCUCCUAUAGCAACAGCUAUCCGUAAGCUGAUCGAUACAGGUCCAGGCACUUCUAAUGGCAGCACCACGACCACCAGCAGCAGCAAUGGUGGCGAUGGUGGCUUGGGAACCAAAGAGAUUGCUGCCAUAGCUUCAGCAUCAGCCAUUGUGGUGCUUCUGUUAGUUGCACUCACCCUGUGCAUCUGCACAAGGAAAUGGCGUCUGAAACCAUCAGAGCGCUCCUUUGCGAGCAAAGAAGUCAAGGUUUUCGCUGAUGUUGAUAUUGGAGCCCCCCUGACAUAUGAGACCGUCGUUCGCGCCACUGGGAAUUUCAACGCUAGCAACUGCAUUGGUAACGGCGGCUUUGGCGCGACAUACAGAGCCGAGGUGGCACCUGGAGUUCUUGUGGCAAUAAAGAGGCUUGCUAUUGGGAAGCAGCACGGCGACAAGGAGUUCCAAGCAGAAGUGAGGAUCCUCGGGCAAUGCCGUCAUCCUCAUCUUGUCACUCUGUUGGGGUACCACAUCAACGAGUCCGAGAUGUUCCUGAUAUACAACUACCUGCCAGGUGGCAAUCUGGAAAGGUUCAUACAAGAGAGGGGCAGGAGGCCGAUCAGCUGGAGAAGGCUUCACAAGAUCGCCCUGGAUGUCGCCCGCGCUCUCGCUUACAUGCACGACGAAUGCGUGCCCCGCGUCCUGCACCGGGAUGUCAAGCCAAACAACAUACUGCUCGACAACGAGUGCAACGCCUACCUUUCCGAUUUCGGAUUGGCGAGGCUCCUCCGGAACUCGGAAACGCAUGCGACGACGGACGUUGCCGGUACUUUCGGUUAUGUGGCUCCUGAGUACGCAAUGACGUGCCGCGUGUCGGACAAGGCAGACGUGUACAGCUAUGGAGUGGUGCUGCUGGAGCUGAUUUCGGACAAGAAGGCGCUGGACCCGUCGUUUUCUCCAUACGGAAACGGCUUCAACAUCGUCAGCUGGGCUGUGAGGCUUAUCCAGAGAGGCAGGGUCCGCGAGUUCUUCGUCGAGGGCUUGUGGGAGAAGGCCCCGCAUGAUGAUCUGGUCGAGUUCCUGAACCUGGCGGUGCGGUGCACGCAGGAGUCGCUCGCUUCUAGGCCCACAAUGAAGCAUGUCCUUCGAUGCUUGAGGGAACUCCGUCCACCUUCGUACUAGGAAGACAAGGAGCGCCCCCGGGCGCCUAAAUACUUAACUAAGAAGAGCUGAUGGGCUGACAGCUAGGUCGUCUCCCUGCGACGCCAAGGGGGGGUUGGGUAGUAGCUGUGGUGAGGAGGUGCCAUCAAUUUUGAUCUCCUCUAGCAGCCUCCUCUCCACCAGGUUUUACUGAUGCAUCACAUUCUAGGUAGAUGGAUGCUUCCUUCCUCCCCCUCUCUCUCUCUGUCCGUCUCUCAAAAAGAAAAAAACAAUGAAAAACAUAGAAAAAAAAAGCGAAAAGAAAGAAGAAAACUGAAUGCUUCAACAGUUGUGCAAUUAGAUAACAUUUGAGCAACAUUACUUUCUUUCCUCUGCAUGAUUUGAGGAACAACAAAAAAAGAAAGAAAGGGGGGUAAUGACGCUCAAAUGGUAUGUAGCUGCAGAACCCUGGAAAGCAUUUGGUGUUCUGGAACCUUGGUAAAUAUUACCAGUAAAGAUCAAAAGCUUUGACAUGUAUAUGGAUCGAUGGCUGUGCUGGUAUGCUAGCUGCUGUUGUCGUAAA
Messenger RNA from Zea mays, 2946 nucleotides. RefSeq names its product probable LRR receptor-like serine/threonine-protein kinase RPK1. Bases 231 to 2405 code for a protein of 724 amino acids. Gene Ontology annotation, biological process: protein phosphorylation. The record is from RefSeq and is a predicted model, not a curated record. Gene Ontology annotation, molecular function: ATP binding; protein kinase activity; protein binding. Lineage: Eukaryota; Viridiplantae; Streptophyta; Magnoliopsida; Poales; Poaceae. The transcript has a single exon.